AUGGCGUCCGAAUCCUCCCCGCCGCCGGCGCAGGCGCCACCGCCGGGCCCGGGAGACAAGCUGGCGGUGUUCUGGCACGAGGGCAUGCUGGACCACGACGCCGGCCGCGGCGUGUUCGACUCAGGCCGCGACCCGGGAUUCCUAGAUGUGCUCGACCAGCACCCGGAGAACGCCGACCGCGUCCGCAACAUGGUCUCCAUCCUCCGCCGCGGGCCCAUAGCGCCCUUCCUCUCCUGGCACUCGGGCCGCCCCGCCCACGCCUCCGAGCUCCUCUCCUUCCACUCCUCAGAAUACAUAGAGGAGCUCGUGCAGGCGAACGCCACCGGAGCCAAGAAGCUCUGUGAGGGCACGUUCUUGAACCCGGGCUCCUGGGGCGCGGCGCUUCUAGCGGCCGGGACCACGCUCUCCGCCGUGAAGCACAUACUAGACGGGCACGGGAACCUGGCCUACGCGUUGGUUCGGCCACCUGGCCACCACUCGCAGCCCGACCAUGCAGAUGGUUACUGCUUUCUGAACAAUGCCGGACUUGCUGUGCAGCUGGCUCUGGAUUCCGGGCGCGCAAAGGUUGCCGUUGUGGAUAUUGAUGUACACUACGGGAAUGGUACCGCGGAGGGCUUCUAUCGUACAGACAACGUGUUGACAAUGUCUCUUCACAUGAGGCAUGGUUCUUGGGGGCCAUCGCAUCCGCAGAGUGGCUCCGUCGAUGAGAUUGGUGAAGGCAAGGGGCUUGGGUACAAUCUCAAUAUACCUUUGCCUAAUGGAAGUGGAGAUGCUGGGUAUGAAUAUGCGAUGAACGAGUUGGUUGUUCCAGCGAUUGAUAAGUUUCAGCCUCAGCUUUUGGUUCUGGUGAUCGGUCAAGAUUCUAGUGCGUUUGAUCCCAAUGGAAGACAGUGCUUGACCAUGGAAGGCUACAGGAAAAUUGGACAAAUAAUGAGGAGCCUGGCUAAUCGACAUAGCAGUGGGCAGAUAUUGGUUGUCCAGGAAGGGGGUUACCACAUCACUUAUUCAGCAUACUGUCUGCAUGCUACACUGGAAGGAGUUUUGGAUCUGGAAGCCCCGCUGCUUGACGACCCAAUCGCUUAUUACCCCGAGGAUGAGAAAUACACUAUGAGAGUUGUUGACAUGAUAAGGAGUUGCUGGAAGGAAUCGGUUCCUUUCCUGAAGGAAAUUUAG
This is a messenger RNA of Miscanthus lutarioriparius, 1173 nucleotides long. Lineage: Eukaryota; Viridiplantae; Streptophyta; Magnoliopsida; Poales; Poaceae. The record is from the annotation of a GenBank genome assembly.